CUCCUCCUCCUUGGUCCGCCGCCGCUCGUUUCGCAGUCUCUGGGGUAUCUGGGCUUCUCUUUACUCUACUGUGCAAGUUAUACUGUCAUCAUAGGCCAGGAUGGCCAACUACAGCUAUGACGAGGCCGGUAACAUGGCCGCCUACUUCCUCCUCACGUUCCUGUCAAUUAUCUUGAUUCCACUCACACUUUCGUCCUUCUCGCCAUCACGAAAACCGCGAGUACUGUCGGGAUGUCAAUGCGGGGCUUGCUUAGAACAGGCGGAGAGCAUUCGGAGACGUGAACGAGGAUCCGUACUGUCUCCAAAAUUCAGACGGAGGACGUUCUGCCUCGCGGCAGGUUGGGCUCUUGUCGCGUACCUCGUAUACAAGGUUACGACGACACAAGUGGAAAACAAGGUGUACGACCCUUUCGAGGUUUUGGGCCUUGGGACAGGCGUGGAUGUCAAAACGAUCAAGUCACAUUACAAGAAGUUGUCUCGGAAAUUCCACCCUGAUAAGGUGAAACUGAGCGUCAACGAAACCAUCGAGAUGGUCGAGGCAAAAUUCGUGGAGAUCACCAAAGCUUACAAAUCCUUGACGGAUGAGACCAUCCGGAAGAACUGGCAAAUGUACGGUCAUCCCGAUGGUCGGCAGGAGGUGUCGAUGGGCAUUGCGCUGCCGAAGUGGAUCGUCGAGAGCGGCAACAACAUCUGGGUGCUCGGCGCAUACGGCCUGUUGUUCGGCGGUGCACUGCCUGCUCUCGUUGGCCGCUGGUGGUUUGGCAACAGGGACAAGACCAAGGAUGGUGUCAAGGCUCGCAGCGCGGCGGCGUUCUUCAAGAGUCUCAACGAAGACUCCAGCAUCGAUGAAGUUGUGGCCGGAUUUGUGAAAGCGUUUGAAUGGGAGCGCCCCAAGGCCACCGUGUCCAAGCGCGAGAGCGAGCUUGACGAUCUGGAGGAGCAGAUCAAGGAGCGUCUGAAAGGCAAAUGGAACGAACUAAACAAACUGGCCGAGGCGACGCCAGGCGAGCACGAGACGCGUCGCCGCGCAUUCAUACUCCUUUACGCACAUCUUCUCCGCAUUCCGGUCAAAAGCCCGUCGUUGCGUCAAGAACAAACCGAUGUGCUACUGCAGACGCCGACUCUGCUCAACUCAAUGCUCAACAUCAGCAUUUCCCGAAAUUGGCUUCAGCCGACUCUUGCCGUCAUGCGGCUACACGCCUACCUCGCACAGGCAAUCUCGCCCGGCCAGGAUAACCUCAGGCUUGCCCAGUUUCCUGGUGUCAGCCCAGACGAAGCUGCGACGCUCGUUCCACCCGAAGGGAAAGACGCUGUUUCUGGUCUCGUCGACGCCCUUGAAGGCAAGUCAGACGGCCGCGUCUCUGAUGUCAAGAAGGCCGUACAACGUUGGGGCAGGGCCGAGUUGGUCGGCGCCACACUCCGUGUGUUCGGCGAGCGGUACAUCACCCCUCAGUCGUACAUCAACAUCGUGCUCAAGCUCCGGUUGUCCCCGCCUGGUGCCCCGCACACGAAUGGGGACGCGCAAGCUGAUGCCAAGAGCGAGGAGCAGAGGGUGCAGGAGUUCCUUGCGGGCAAGAAGGAUAUGGAGGAUCUUCCGGGCGGUGAUGGUGUGAGCUACGCGCAUGCUCCGUACUGGCCCGCACGUCGCAAACCGAGCUGGUGGGCAGUGAUGUCGGACACACGAAGCAAUAGGAUUAUGAUUGCGCCCAUGAAGAUCUCCGACAUCCCGAUGGGUCCACGGUACCGCAUGUACAGACAGCAGUUCCAGGGACCACCGCAGUCUGGCCUGAACCGGUGGCGGCUCCAUCUGAUCAGCGACACCUUUGUCGGCGAGGAGAUCGUCCAUGACAUCGAGUGGAGGAUAGAAGACCCGGACGCGGUGAACGUCGUGGAGAUGGAAGGGGAAGACGAGAUCUCCGAACCCGAGGAGGACUCGCUCGCGGGCCAGAUGGCGCUCAUGCGCGGUGGCUCCGUCAAGCAGCACGACGGUGAGAGCGACGACGAGAGUACGACGGAUGACGACCGCGACAGAGACUCAGAGGCCGAGUCCUCGAGUAGCAGCGAUAGCGAUUGAGGUGUAAGACCUUGAGGACGGUGGAGGAAGGAUGACGCCGUUGGCGGUAGGACGGCAGGACAGGAUCGGUUCUUUGCGUUGUUUGGUGGAUGUAUUUAUUCUCUUUAGUAAUUCUGGUGACGUUGACGCUCUGACUCUCGGAUGACCGUUCUGAAAGCGGGCUGCAGGUGCCGGUGUCGGUGAGCAUAGGUCUUCAGAGACUUGCAUCGUACGAUUGGUCAGGCGGCUUGCGGUCGAUGCGGCAUGCUACAUGCGCCUAAAAAUGAUUGAUCUUGACACCACCGGACAGUCGACUCUCGUCGUAGGUGCUGCCUGACCAGUGCCUUCUCGCCUGUCAUAUAUCACUUCGACCAUCCUCUUUGUGGUCGUGAUUUGGUCCUUUCCCCCCUGAUUUUAUGAGUCUUGGUGACGUCGACAGUGAGCCAAUGUUAGCGAGAUUAGAUGUAUCGUUUAUUAAGGAUAUAACGGUGUACAUAGAGCGAGC
Fomitopsis serialis is the source of this 2558-nucleotide messenger RNA. Its product is annotated as Sec63 Brl domain-containing protein. The transcript has 9 exons. Gene Ontology annotation, molecular function: transmembrane protein transporter activity; RNA binding. Gene Ontology annotation, cellular component: Sec62/Sec63 complex. The record is from RefSeq and is a predicted model, not a curated record. Gene Ontology annotation, biological process: post-translational protein targeting to endoplasmic reticulum membrane; SRP-dependent cotranslational protein targeting to membrane. The coding region runs from base 101 to 2074 and encodes 657 amino acids. NCBI's taxonomy places the organism in Eukaryota, Fungi, Basidiomycota, Agaricomycetes, Polyporales, Fomitopsidaceae.